Molecule: messenger RNA, 354 nt
Organism: Hibiscus syriacus
Lineage: Eukaryota; Viridiplantae; Streptophyta; Magnoliopsida; Malvales; Malvaceae
Exons: 1
Coding region: 1-354 (117 amino acids)
Source: RefSeq, a predicted model, not a curated record
AUGAUUGAUCAACUAUACAUCAAUGUUCCCUUCUUGGAGGAUAUUGGUCAGAUGCCUACUUAUGUGAAAUUCCUCAAGCAUAUUGUUACCAAGAAGAGGAAGGUUGAGAAGUAUGAAACAGUUACUAUAGCAAAAGACUACUGUUAUGUACUGAGCAAGCUGCUACCUAAGAGAAAAGAUACUGGCAGCUUCAUCAUUCCUUAUUCUAUAGGCUAUAACUAUAUAAGGAGAACCCUAUAUGAUAUUGGAUCAAAUGUGAACUUAAUACUCAAGUCAAUAUUUCUAAAGCUUGGUAUGGGAAAUGCAAGACCGACCACCAUUAUCAUGCAACUUGCUGAUCUAUCCUAUGUCUAA